This is a messenger RNA of Triticum dicoccoides, 1262 nucleotides long. RefSeq names its product ankyrin repeat domain-containing protein 36A-like. The transcript has 8 exons. Gene Ontology annotation, molecular function: protein binding. The record is from RefSeq and is a predicted model, not a curated record. NCBI's taxonomy places the organism in Eukaryota, Viridiplantae, Streptophyta, Magnoliopsida, Poales, Poaceae. Bases 144 to 1175 code for a protein of 343 amino acids.
CUGUCCUCGUGCCCGCGGGUACGCCUCGCCCUCGCUUGGUUUCAUCUUCCUCGCUGCCCUUUCUCGAUUCAAAACUCCAAGCUCCUCUCCUCUCCCCUCCCCACCACCCCCCUCCACCGACGCCAUGGCGUCGCCUCGCUCUCAUGAUCGAUCCGACGGUAAGCGCCUCUGCCCACAGCCCAUCCCUAACCCUAACCCCAGCCCAAAUCCUGACUCUGCCCCCUCCCGCCCCAGUCCGCGACCCGCUGCUGGACAUGGUCUUCCAGGCGGCCUCCGACGACAACCUCCCCCGCUUCAAGGCGCUGGUCAUGAUGCUGGACAUGGGCAGGGGCCGCCCCAAGGAGGCGAUUGAGGAGUUGAGGGUGGAAGAUGAUGCGAAGCUUCAAGGUUUCAGUGCGCUGCACAUCGCGGCCAGUAGAUGUAGUCUUGAGGUGUGCAGGUACCUCGUCGAGGAGCUGCUGAUAGAUGUGGAUCUGGUCGACAAGGAAGGUAGAACACCUCUGUUGUUUGCAAAAUACCACAAUGGGGGUACUGCAGAGUAUCUUCUUGAUCAUGGUGCUAAUCCAGACAAAGCCAAUAACGAUGGGGCUUUCCUGUUACAUUAUGCCGCUGAAUUAGGUCCAACCUCUAUAAACACAUAUCUCUGUUCUGCAUCUCUGCAUUGCAAAUUGUUUUGUUACAACAAGAUGGUAAAUGGUGUGACACCUCUUAUGGCUGCUAGAGAUGCCAACUCAACGGAAUGUAUCAAGCUCCUAGUUAAGGUUCAGGAGGAGCCUAUGCUUAAACGGGAAAUCGCGGCAUCAGAGCUUAUAUCACUAGGGAGUAUCUCUUUAAAGGAAAAAGAUUAUGUUGUUGCAGCAAAAUUGUACAGUCAGGCAAUGCAGCUUGAUCCUGAUGAUGCGGUCUUGUUCUCAGACAGGAGCCUUUGUUGGCUUAACAUGGGGAAUGGAAGAAAGGCUUUGCUAGAUGCUAAUAAAUGCAGAAAAAUGCGGCCUCACUGGCCAAAAGCUUGUCACCGGCAGGGUGAAGCUCUGAUGCUACUGAAGGACUAUGAGGGCGCAAGUGAACGGUUCUUGGAUGGACUCAAAUUGGACCCAGUGGACACUGAUAUCGAGGAUGCAUUACGGGAAGCUAUGAAGUCGUUGAAGACGUCUCGGAGCACGAAAGCCAGGUGACUAUCUGGGCGUUGCAGGGAAAUCAGUUGAAGGCUUGAAACGGCUCAGGAGUUUCUUCAUUUGCGCAGAGACUGAUUUCCUUUGUAU